UGCAUUAGUCGUCUGCAUCCUCCACCGGGGGCAGCACAGGACGCGAUCGCGCGACCCUGCCCUGAGCAGUCUCUCAACUCAUCUCUGACAAUAACAGUAUUUAAACGAGCUUUCUAAUUUAGAACUAUUUAGAACAAAGCCAUCGGAACGAUUGUAUUAUUUAUUUAUAACGAAAUGUGACGCGUCGAUGACAGAACCUGGGCAGCUUUUUACUCAUCGCAGUCCUCUGUCGAAGUAACCUUUAAUUAAACAUCAUUUGCGCUGGAAAAGGAAAUGAAUGAAAUGUGAAUCUCCCGUGUCUUUAUAUUGCUUGUUUUAUGUACACAACAGGUACAUUAAAAAGAAGUAGUACUUUGAUCGACAAGUAGGAAGUAAUUAUGGAAGUAACAGAAGACAGUAGCAAGCCGGCAGACUCUACGAAUACUUCUGCUCCUAAGGAGGAUAUUUUCGAGAUCACUUCUAAUUGGAUAAUUAGUAAUGACCGGUGCUUUCGGGAUACCAUUUCCACGGUGGCUCUGUCCAAAGCUAUGGGAAUGCCAAGCUUGGAGGAAAUGGUGUCACUGAAUACAUGCGUUCAGAUGCUGCGUUUACCGCGUGACGAAGACUGUUGUACAUGGGGCAUAAAAGUAACAAAUGGUCAAAAGAUUGCUCGCGUUGCCGUGGUCUCGGAAGCAUCUGUCCUGGAGUUCUAUAAGCAGUGUGGAGAAUAUUGGACCACUGCCGUUGCAGAGUUUGUAGAUGAAUUUGAUGACAAGGCUGUAUAUAUCACAGAAGUCUCCGUUGAGCCACCUUCGACAGAAAUUCGCAUCAAGUUUGUCAAGACAAAGUAUAAACGUCCUGUUAUGUGGCUCUAUGGAAUAAGGCUCGUUCUUACCGAGCCAAUGCCACCGGAAGAAAGGGAAGCAUUUGAUUUCAAUGUGAUCAAUAACUUCUUGCCAAAAUCUAAAUCCGUCUUAACAUUAGAAAAGACGAGAAAACUAAUACAAGUCUUCAGUACUUGUUCUGCCCAUCUUCCUAAGGAUGGUUCUUAUCAAGGAUGUCAUGCGAGUUCACAAUUAGAUUCCCAAUCACUGGAUAGUGAUAGCUUGAAAGUCGAAGAAAGCUCGAGGAAGCUAGAGAACCAUUCCAGUUCUGAGAUCAAAGACUUGGAUAUUCAAUCUUAUAUCGAUAAUAAAUUUAAGGAUAUAGAACAAAGACUAAUGCAACGAAUCGAACAACUGGAAUUCAGUGUCAGCCAGAAACUUGAUACGAUUUUAAAGAAAUUAGAAGAACCAAGGAAUUCAUCUUAACAGUCGCAAUUUUAUGUGUAACAUGUGAGCCAUACCACGAUGACAUAAUCAAAUUUGAGUAUUUUCAUGAAUUGCUAAUGCCUUUGUGCUGGUGAAUCAAGAUAUUUUUUACCCUUGUUGAACCAAUGUAUAUUUAUCAAAGAAUAUAUCAGAGAACAAGGUGGUUUUA
Orussus abietinus is the source of this 1458-nucleotide messenger RNA. RefSeq lists its product as uncharacterized. Bases 378 to 1289 code for a protein of 303 amino acids. Lineage: Eukaryota; Metazoa; Arthropoda; Insecta; Hymenoptera; Orussidae. The transcript is spliced from 4 exons. The record is from RefSeq and is a predicted model, not a curated record.